Molecule: messenger RNA, 1501 nt
Organism: Lactuca sativa (garden lettuce)
Lineage: Eukaryota; Viridiplantae; Streptophyta; Magnoliopsida; Asterales; Asteraceae
Gene: EXL5
Product: EXORDIUM like 5
Source: RefSeq, a predicted model, not a curated record
AAAAGAGAUUGGCCACAACAUUAUUGAAAGCUGUCACCAGCCCAUUUCACUCUCCACUCUUUAUAUACCUCUCUAUCUCCAUUCCUUCGUUGUAUCCCCACUCCAUAGUCCACAAUAUCCUCAUUCAAAAUGUCUCUUUUACCCCUCAGCUUCUUCAUCUUCUUCAUCACACUAUCUGCCAUUGUUGCUUCUGCUGCAACUGUACAGACACUUAAUACAAAUCAGCAGCAUUCAAAUGAUAAAGGUUACACCUUUCAUAACCCAAAGCUUCCACCUAAAACCCUCACCACUUCCAAGAAGUUUGAAGGUUCGUCGGAGCUUGUCAACCUCCGAUACCAUAUGGGUCCUGUUCUUUCUUCUCCGAUCAGCAUUUACCUCAUAUGGUAUGGAAAGUGGGCCCCUACCCAGAUGUUGUUGAUCAAAGACUUCCUUCUAUCUAUCUCCACCACCAAACGCCGUGCAGCCCCGCAUCCUUCCGUCUCUGACUGGUGGCAGACGGUUUCACUCUACACCGAUCAAACCAACGCCAACAUCUCCCGCUCCAUCCUCAUCGCCGGAGAAUAUUCUGAUCGUAAGUACACUCAUGGAACACACCUCACUCGUUUGACAAUCCAAGAUGUCAUUGCUUCAUCCGUACGAUCAGCUCCGUUUCCGGUUGAUCACAAGAACGGGAUUUACCUCGUCUUGACUUCCGUCGACGUCACCGUUGAGGAUUUCUGUCGGGCCGUUUGUGGGUUCCACUACUUCACAUUCCCAUCGAAAGUAGGCUACACUUUACCUUACGCAUGGGUGGGGAACUCCGGCAAACAAUGCCCGGAGGUUUGUGCUUACCCGUUUGCCGUUCCGGCGUAUAUGCAGGGCGGCGGCCCGGGUGCAUUGUCUCCACCCAAUGGCGACGUCGGAGUUGACGGGAUGAUCAGUGUGAUCGGACACGAGCUGGCGGAGCUGUCGUCGAAUCCGUUGGUGAAUGCUUGGUACGCCGGGGAAGAUCCGACGGCGCCGACAGAGAUCGGUGAUUUGUGUGAGGGGUUAUACGGGUCGGGUGGUGGCGGCGGGUACAUUGGGGAUGUGAUGAAAGACGGGUCGGGUCGUACGUUUAAUAUGAAUGGUAGAAGAGGUAGAAAGUUCUUGGUACAAUGGAUAUGGAGCCCCGUUUUGAAGGCAUGUGCUGGACCCAAUGCGAGAGAUUGAUUGAUAAUUGAAUAAUGGCAUGCAUUACCAGUGUACUAUAUGCAUUUAAUGUUGUACUUACAUAUGGUGAUAUGUUAAAUGCUAAAGUGAAGGGGGGAGGAUGAGAUUGAUGAAAGUUGGGGGACCAUGGGAGAAAAAGUUAAAGUUUUUUUUUUUUUUUUUCAUAGAUUUUUUUAGGUUCAUAAUUUUGAUUUUUUAGAUUUUUUUUAAGUAUAAAGAAAAAUAUUGAGACAUGGGGUUUAGUUUAAUAUCAUCACAUCUUGUGGUCUUAAUUCAUGUUCAAAGAAAUUGAUAUGACUUUUUGUUUAAA